Molecule: messenger RNA, 912 nt
Organism: Striga hermonthica
Lineage: Eukaryota; Viridiplantae; Streptophyta; Magnoliopsida; Lamiales; Orobanchaceae
Source: the annotation of a GenBank genome assembly
AUGGCUACCAAAAUCAUGGCUGCCCGAUCCUUCUCCUUCUUCUUCACCUCCAGAUUCAAGCACCCUUCUCUCUUUACUUACAGCCGCCCCUCUAUCCAGUCUCUAACCCCUCCCGCCGCCGCAAAAAUCCCCAGAACGCCAUCUCCGGCGUUCUCCCUCACCAGAACACUUUGCACUUCGACGGAAACACCUCCGCCGCCGCCACUUAAAAACCGAAAUCCCAAGCUGGUGAACUUCUCUCUCUCCUCCGACUCCGAUUCCGACGCGGAGAGCUCAUCCCCCGAGAAGGGAUCGCCCAAGCCCAAGCUCCCGCCGCCGUACAACCCGUUCAGCAACAAGCCCGCCGUGGAGGAGCCCGAAGACCCGAAAAACCUCCAGGAGGUGUUCGCCAAGAUACGGGAGGACGGGCUGAUGAACAGCGCGGUCAAGAUGUUCGACGGUUUGUCCCAGGACGGGCUGACCCACGAGGCCCUGGAGCUUUUCUCCCAGAUCAAGGACAAAGGGCAGAUGCCGGACGUGGUGGCCCACACGGCCGUUAUGGAGGCCUACGCCAAAGCGGGCCAGGCCAAGGAAGCCCACCGUGUGUACCUGAGGAUGCUGUCCAGCGGGGUCCUGCCGAAUGCGUACACGUACAGGGUGCUGAUUAAGGGGCUGGCCGAGAGUGGGGACUUGAAAAUGGCGAAAAAGUACUUGGGGGAGAUGGUGGGGAAGGGUAUGACCCCGAAUGCUGGGGUUUGUGUGGGGGUGUUUGAGGGUCUGAUGCGGGCCGGGCUGGAGGAGGAAGGGAAGGAGAUGGGGGAGAUGCUAAGGGAGAAAGGGGCCGUGCCUGAGGCGGCUAAGGUGAGGGAGGCUCUCAAGGGUAAGGGAGCUGCCGUUGAUCGGGCCGUGAUGAGAUUUUUUUACGCCAAGUGA